GACUUCCCUAGGAAAUGGGGAGAGGAAAGCCGGGGGCUUUGACCUCUCUGGCUGCAGCAGAGCUACAAGAAGACUCACAGGAGAGAGCGAGGUAGCAGGGGAAGGGGAAGGGUGGACAGAAAAGACACAUUCUGCCUCUAUUUGGACUCCUCGCUGGAGGACAGAAAGAGUGGAGGCCAUACAGACCGAUAUUCAGUCCCAGAUUUGAUUUUUGAGUGGAGAUGAAACUUCUCAGAGCUCUGAGUGCUCUGCUCUGCUGCUGGUUGUAUUCUGCUCACUCUUUGGAUCCUGGUGGGAGGAACGUCUGCAACAAUCCAAGGAACCCCCCCACCCUGAUCUGUUGCACUGGGUGGCGUCAGCAGGGAAGAGAGUGCACCAUACCUGUGUGUGAAGGUGAGCAGGCAUGUCUGGAGAAUGAAAUCUGUUUACUUCCCGGAGUGUGUCGCUGUCCACCUGGCUUCUACGGAGCUCAGUGUAAAACCCGCUGCCCCUCUGAGUUCUGGGCUCCAGAUUGCCGUCGGGUGUGUCCCUGCUUCCCUCAUGGCCGCUGCCAUCCUGUCACAGGCGAAUGCACGUGCAGCGUCAACCGCUGGGGUCCGCUCUGUCAGAACUCCUGUAAGUGCGCCCGCCACGGUCACUGCCACCCCGUCCACGGAAACUGCACCUGCGCCGAAGGCUGGUCCUCAUCAACCUGCUCUAAACUGUGCCAGUGCUCCAUUGGUGGCUCAGUCGAUGCCAGCUGUGACCAGCUAACGGGCCGGUGUCAGUGCCACAGGGGCUUCUGGGGGAUCAAAUGUUCUGCCAAGUGCAACUGUGACCAGUCUCCGUGUAAUCAGCGCACAGGUGUGUGUGAGUGUGUGGAAGGCUGGUGGGGGACCAGCUGUGAGAGGAAAUGCAUCUGUGACCUCACACACAGCAGCUGUGACCCGGUUACUGGCCAGUGCCUGUGUCACCCGGGUUACCAUGGUUACUUAUGUAAUCAGGCCUGUGAGGCUGGGCGCUACGGCAGCGGAUGCACAAUGAGUUGUGGUCACUGUAAGGACAGCCAGCCAUGCUCCGCCUCUGAUGGAGCGUGUGCGGCUUGUGAACCCGGCUGGAACGGCACACGCUGCGACCGCGCAUGCCCAUUUGGUUUUUAUGGUGAUGGCUGCAAGGAGAAGUGUCCACGGUGUAGGACGGAUGAAUCCUGCCACCCAGAAAGUGGGAAAUGUGAGAAGUGUGAGCCUGGAUGGAGCGGACCCAGAUGUGAACAGCCCUGUGCUGAUGGGACUUACGGAGAUGCCUGCCGCUUCCUGUGCAGCCCUUGUUACCGUGGUAACUGCCAUCACCUGACAGGAAGAUGUGUCUGUCAGCCAGGUUUUCAGGGAGAGAGCUGUAACAGCAGCUGCUCGGCCCUGCAGUUUGGCCUCAACUGUUCGUCCAGCUGUGGCUGUGGUGAAGGCAUCAGCUGCCACCCUGUCACUGGGGCCUGCCCCAACAGUGGUCGAGGUGCCGUGUUAGCCGGCGUGCUGGUUCCCCUGUUCCUGCUGCUUUUUGCAGUGCUGUGUUGUUGUCUGUGUUGUGGAGGAGGCCCUUCUGAUGGCAAGGACAGAGCGAUGGCGGCUGACGGCGGCUUGUCUGUCAGGAUGAAAUAUCACGUUUACAGCGUUCUGGCAAACAUCGGUGCCGCCCUGCCCUGCAUCUCUGACUGGUCGUCUGGACUGCCUCGGGUCACUGGUCAGAACCAUCGUGCAGGAUUUAAAACAUGUUUUAUUUUUUACAUAUUAGCACAAAUAAAAACAGCUUUAAAUACUGCAGGUUGUAGAAUUGUGAAAUUUCAACAUACCUUUAGUUACACCUUUUGUGGGUUUAUUAUCUUGGACAUGUUUUGGGAAUCGCAUCAACGUUUUCUUCCCGAUUCCCACUUAGUGUCUCAUCAUGACCCAGAGCUGACGUUCAACCACAGCUUCAUCGAGCCUCCCUCCUCUGGAUGGGUCACAGAGGGGUCGUCGUUUGAGAGUGAUGAAGAGGAAGGUGAGGCUCUCUACUGCGUCCCUCCACGAGAAGACAUCCUGGAAGUGGCCGGCGGUGAGUUCCAGGAGAUGAGCUCCAAAUGUAACAUGUUCUUGGACCCGUCAGGCUUCAGCUGUGAGGACAUUGCCUCCCCCUUCAACAUCCCUCGCACCUCCAGCAUCGCCAAGUCCAAGCGCCCAUCUGUCUCGUUUGCGGAAGGCACCCGCUUCAGCCCCAAAGAGAGGCGCGGCUCAGGUCAGGACCCCGGUGCUCCUCUGCGCUGCAAAGCUAAGUCUCCCUGGGGGGUUCUGAUGCUGUCAGCCCUCCAAAGUCAGGGAGGCACAGUAAGAACUGGAGAGGAGGAUGGAGCUGAGGGAGAGGAAGAGGACAGCGCGGAUGUCCAAUUGACAGAAAAUCAGGAGUCAAGAGGAGAGGUAGAGGCCCAAGAGUUACAGAGUACCCCAUCUCAGGGGACCGUGCAGGCUCCUGGGUCCUCAGGACGAAGACGGACUAUGUCCAACGCAGCUGCUCGUAAAGGAGCCUCUGAUGGAGAGGCGGGGCUCUCACAUAAGGCCACCACGGUGUACGUGACGGUGGGUAAGGCAGGUCGCGCCGUAACAAAGACAAGUCCUAGCUCUGAGGGACCGGUUCAGGCCAUGCUGAGGAGACUUGGCAGCCUGCAGAGACAGAGGGACCUGGAGAGUGAUAAACCAAAGUCAAAGGCCGCUGAAGGCAUCACCAAACCCCCCAGAAGGAAGCUGGGAGCCCGAGCUGCCGUGUGGGAGCAGGGAGGGCUGUCUGGAGGAGAGGCUGGAGCCUGCAAGCCAUUCAGGAGGAAGUAUGCUUCCCACAAUCCCCCUGAAACAACUGGUCCAGAUGAAGCUUCAGCAUCAGCAGAGAACACCCCCAAACGGCCUCUGUCAUCGAUUCUAAAGAGCAGAGCAGAGGUAGACACCGCUGACUCAGGAUCAGAUCAGAGGGCUGAAGGAGAGGCGGUGCAGGGCGCUGGUGUCGCAGAGAGCUGCUACCAGACCAUAGGAGCAGCAGGAGACACGGUGGAGGUCAUCAUCAACGAGAAUGCGGUGGUAAACAGGACCGACGAACCAUGCUACGAAAACAUCAUAGUGAAAUAAUCAGAACUAAAAAGAACCAAGUCAGCAGGUCUGAUGGGAAUUCAACAGCAUUUUUAUUACAGGCAGCAACAGAAACAUGUCAGAUAAAACUACAGCUGGUGCUUCUGUUAUAUCAGUCAUGGUGUUUGUAUUUAAUUUAGAAAAGCAUGAUCACUAGGUAAAAACUCACAAAUACAGUCUAAUGGAUCAGCUGACUGUUCAGGAAAUCAGCUGAACUUUGAACGUUCUGGACUUUCACUGAUUGCUGCUGUUUGUUGGAGUUGAUGAACAACCAGCAGCGUUACACCAAACGUGAGACACCAUAUUUUAGCCGCACUGAUCUCACACAUUACCACACAGAAACAACAAAAAGGGAACGCAGGUGAAACUACUUUUUCUCUGCUCCGGUUGUGUCUGAACAGCCGAGCCAGUACUUGGCGAUGGAUCUGGGGUACGGUGGCAUAGCGGGAUCCACUCUCUUUGUCCUCAGGUCCACUCUGUAGUAUUUAUCUAGAAACCACAAAUGAGGCAGUCACUUAUUUAUUUUUACUAUAGACUAUGUUUGCUUUACCAAGUCUCUUGACUUUCCUUACUUUUAACUUCAGUCAAAACUUUUUUUUGAAGACUUUUUUUUCCUAAAUCUUAGAAAACAGCCUAGAGGAGCUGCUGCCAUCUUUUCAUGUGAAACUGGUUACUAUAGAAGUCAUCUGUGAUCAGGUUUGGGCUGUCUGCCCUCUGAGCUUCAGCUAACAUAGUUUAAAGUCACGCUGAUAUAUAUUGUUAAUCUUUUGAACAAAGAUGGAGUCAUUCUAUUGUGAUCACUGUUCUGCUGCAAUGAGAAGAUCUGUUUGGAUCUUCCAUUUAAAGGGAUACUAGGCAACCUUUUCACAUUUUUAGAUCAUUUUCAUGAGUCAGUGUGUCCUAAAAUGAGCCUUUACAGGGUUAUUGAUGUGUCACUCCAACCUCCACAGCCCUCUGUGGUCAGAAUAUCACACUUGCAACUUCAGAGUAGCCAGUCUGGUCACUGCUGGUAGAGGGAGCUGUGGAGCUGACAUGGUGGGGCUGGAGUCGGCUUCCAGCACGUUUCUUAUGAUCAUGAUCACAGCUGAUUCGUUUGAUUUAGUGAUGAAUCACGCCUGUAAAAACUAAUGAAGGCUGAGGAGUCAUUUCAGUUGUUAGAUUAAUGGAAUAGCAAAGGAUAUUUUUCUUCCGGGUGGACCAUCUGAACCAUUGGUCCGCUUAAUUGUCAGUCAUUCUGGUGAACCAUUCACGCAAGGCCGUCAUCGUACGUUGCUGGGUAGUUUUCACUUCCUGCGCAAAGCGAAGGUUGGGCUCCCCACAGAUGCCUCUGUCGCCGGUUUUCUGCUGGACAGGUAAGCUAAAGUUCGGCAUACUAUUUGGAGAAAUUCAUUUCAGAUUACUGCUAGAAGAAGAAGUUGGCUGCAAGGCCGACAGCUACUUGUAACAAGGAUAACGGCGUUCUUUCUCAUGCGCAUUUUUUUUUUCCAAAACGAGGAGCGGGCGGUUCUUUACUGAAAUUCAGAAACAUCCUCCGCUAUACCUUUAAGGCGUUAAAAACACGAACGCACAGCGAGGAGAUUUUGAUUUAACCACAGUAAGUUAAUAACGGACACUAGAGGGUGCCUCCCUCUAGUAUGCAUGUGUGUAUCUGACCAAACUAAUGUCCUCUUUGAUGUAAAGUUACAGCGGAUUCCAGCUCACCCAGAAAUGACUCGUAGAAAACACAGUGCUCCUAUUGCCUGCCACUGGAGGGCCGUAAGUGUGCAACCCUUUGCAGAACACUGGGGCUAUGAUGUAUUUCCAUAAUUGGCUCUGUGUGGCCUCUAAGAAAUGAAAUGUUGAGUUAACUUAACCAAGUUAUGUCAACUGGUUCCACUAGUAGCUUAAACGUGAAGAGGAAUUGACACAACAACUAGUGGAACCAGAUGGCGUAACUUGGUUAAGUUAAUUCAACAUUUCAUUUCUUACAGUGUAUACUCUUCUAUAUUUCCAUUGCUCUGUAGGUCACUGCUUUGAUAGCUACAUUUUUGCUUUCCAUUAAUCAUAAAUGGCCCCUAAAGAAUCUUUGUGUCAGACUAACUAUGUGAACUCGUUAUGGUCAUAGAGGGUCAUGAUAGCAUUUAGCAUUAGGUCUGUCAGUGAUGUGGGUGAAUGAAUACCGAUGUGUAACAGUUCAUAUCCAUCGCUGCUGUUUUACCUGCUUUGAAGAAGUAGACGCUCUGUAUGGGCAUGUCCCUCAGGAAGGACCGGUCGUUUCUGGAGUCAUAGUUCCCUCUGUUGUUCUGGUUGUAACGGUCCCAGCGUCUGUCCUGGUCCCAGUCCUGGUCCCAGCGCCUGUCCCAGUCUCGACCAAGCCUGUCCUCCAUUUCCAUCCUCCUUUCUGCAAGUCUCAUACCCAUCUCCAUCCCCCUCUCAGCAAACCUCUGACCCAUGUUCAACCCCUGCUCAGCCGCAGACCCCCAGUGGGGUGAGCGGUUCCACCUCCUCUGACCCCUCUGCCACCCGUUCUGCUGCCCCCACUGCCGUCCACCUCCCUGCUGGUCAGGCUGGUAGUCGUAGCGGCGGGGCAUUGACCUCCCCGUAGUGAUGUAGAUUCGGCCACUCAUGGCAGCAUCCACCGGAGACUUGAGGCCUUUCCAGUCCUUGUUGAUGAAGUGGUGUUUGUCAUGGUGCUGAGGUACUGAGGAAGAUCCAGAAGGUGAAAAUGAAGACUGCAUUCAUCAACAAACAACUUCUGUAGGAGCUCAAACUUACAGUCAGAGAAGAGCUCAUGAAAGAAACGCUCGUAAUUGUUGUAGUACAGAUCAGUGUAGCGCCUGAACAAGGCAGACGGAGAUCUCUCAGACAUGACGGCGCACUCCUCAUGGGACGGUUGGUGCAGAAACUCAUAAACGUAAUACUGAUCAUCUGCACAAAUCAGCAGCAAAACGGCUGUUAAACCUCUACGGAAACAAGUCUCUGAUCAUAUUUUAGCAUAAAUAUUCAGAGCUCUACAGAAAGAGGUGCAAAUUAGAACAUAUCUGACUUUUGAAGAAGUAGACCUUCUCUUUCCCGUGGUGGCUGUGAGCAGGCAGUGCAAACGCUGCAUCCACAUGAUCAGGAAUCUUAUCAAAGCCAACGCUGAUGUCUCGAGGAUAAUCAUCAUCCAGCUCGUUGUUGUCAAACCUCCAGUACUUGUUUCCCU
Molecule: messenger RNA, 6309 nt
Organism: Nothobranchius furzeri (turquoise killifish)
Lineage: Eukaryota; Metazoa; Chordata; Actinopteri; Cyprinodontiformes; Nothobranchiidae
Source: RefSeq, a predicted model, not a curated record